Oncorhynchus tshawytscha (Chinook salmon) is the source of this 2661-nucleotide messenger RNA. Its product is annotated as cell division cycle protein 16 homolog. NCBI's taxonomy places the organism in Eukaryota, Metazoa, Chordata, Actinopteri, Salmoniformes, Salmonidae. Gene Ontology annotation, biological process: cell division. The coding region runs from base 158 to 2071 and encodes 637 amino acids. Gene Ontology annotation, molecular function: protein binding. The record is from RefSeq and is a predicted model, not a curated record. The transcript has 18 exons.
UUCCUUGCGGAGUAUUUUAAGUGACACUCCCGCUGCAAGAAGACCGCGGACUUUUUUUGUUUGUUUCCUUGCGUAUCUAGUUUACGCGUUACUACUUGCGAUCUUGUUUUCACACGAUACAGUUUUAUUUGUCGCCGAAUGAAAAUGUUACGCUUUGAUGUAUAAAGGGAGCAUUAGGACAAUCACAAUGAAUCUCGACAGACUUCGACAACGUGUACGACACUACAUUGAUCAGCAACAGUAUCAAAGCGCUUUAUUUUGGGCAGAUAAGAUUGCAUCCCUGUCUCAUGAAGACCCCCAGGAUAUCUACUGGCUAGCACAGUGCCUUUACCUCACCUCCCAGUACCACAGAGCCUCCCAUGCCCUCCGCUCACGGAAACUAGAUCAGUUGUAUGGUGCGUGUCAAUAUCUCGCUGCUAGAUGCCACUAUGCUGCCAAAGAGUUCCAGCAGGCCUUAGACAUCCUGGACAUGGAGGAGCCAGCCAGCAAGAAGCUGCUGGACCAGACUGUCAAAGAGGACCACGGGAUACAACAGUCGCCCAAGGACUGGGAGAUGAGCCCUGCCUCUAUCGACAGUUCUAUUUGUCUGUUGCGGGGGAAGAUCUAUGAUGCUAUGGACAACCGGCCUCUGGCCACGUCCAGCUACAAAGAGGCCUUGAAACUGGACGUGUACUGCUUUGAAGCCUUCGACCUUCUAACGUCCCAUCACAUGCUGACCGCUCAGGAAGAAAAGGACUUCCUGGACUCACUUCCUCUGAGCCAACAGUGCACUGAGGAGGAAGACGAAUUACUUCACUUCCUGUUUGAGAAUAAAUUGAAGAAGUAUAACAAACCCAGUGAUAUGGUGGUCCCAGAGAUGGUCAACGGUCUCCAGGACAACUUGGAUGUGGUGGUCUCCAUCGCAGAGAGGCAUUAUUACAACUGCGACUUCAAAAUGUGCUACAAACUCACAUCCAUGGUGAUGGUGAAAGACCCAUUCCAUGCCAACUGUUUACCUGUUCAUAUAGGAACACUGGUGGAGCUCAGCAAAGCAAAUGAACUGUUUUACCUUUCACACAAGCUUGUGGACUUGUAUCCCAACAACCCAGUCUCUUGGUUUGCUGUGGGAUGCUACUAUCUAAUGGUCGGUCACAAAAAUGAACACGCUCGUAGAUAUCUCAGCAAGGCAACAACUCUGGAGCGGACGUACGGUCCGGCAUGGAUCGCCUACGGUCACUCGUUUGCGGUGGAGAGUGAACACGACCAGGCCAUGGCUGCUUACUUCACCGCUGCGCAACUGAUGAAGGGGUGCCAUCUCCCUCUGUUGUACAUAGGGCUGGAGUAUGGCCUUACUAACAACUCUAAACUGGCCGAGCGCUUCUUCAGCCAGGCCUUGAGCAUCGCACCAGAAGACCCCUUUGUCAUGCACGAGGUGGCCGUGGUAGCCUUCCAGAACGGAGACUGGAAAACAGCCGAGAAGUUGUUCCUGGAUGCCAUGGACAAGAUCAAAGCCAUUGGGAACGAGGUGACCGUGGACAAGUGGGAGCCUCUCCUGAACAACCUGGGUCACGUUUGUCGAAAACUGAAGAAGUAUGACCAGGCGUUGGAGUACCACCGCCAGGCCCUGGUUCUCAUCCCUCAGCACGCCUCAACCUACUCGGUCAUCGGAUAUGUGCACAGCCUCAUGGGAGACUUCGAGAGCGCCAUCGACUACUUUCACACGGCACUCGGUCUUAAAAGAGAUGACACGUUUUCUGUGACUAUGCUCGGCCACUGCAUUGAGAUGUACAUUGGAGACACGGAUGCCUACAUAGGUCAAACUUCCUACAUGGGAACGGACAUAAAGGACAAAGUCCGUGGAACGCUGAGCACGCCAGUGUUGAUGAAGAUGCUGAACAUGUCAACGGAACCCAGUGACGCUCGAGCCACACCACUUCUGGAGGAGAGCGACAUCAUGGUCCUAGAGACGUUGCCGUCCAAUCAGGACAAGGCCUCGUUGGACACGCCCCUUCGGCGCUCGCUGCCCCUGGAGUGUGACAUGUACGAGAGCGACAUGAUGCUUGAGACCUCGAUGUCGGACACCAGCACGUAAUGUCACUGACAUGAUCGUCGUAGUGACCAGUUGUGGGACCAAUUCCAAACCAGACCUUUGGCACUUAUCUUUAGGUUUCUUGUCGACUUCCCCUCUUUGGGAUUUGAAAUGAUUGGAUUGGUGUAGCUUAAGCGGUGGGGAACAACCUGGGUCUCGCUUAAUAGAAUGUAAGGCAGAGUUUUUAGCAUAAAUUUGAGCUCUAGUCCAACUGGUUUUCUACCGUAUAGUAAAAUUACAUUUUUUUGCGGCUGAAUUAAUAUUGCUCCCGGUAAUCCAGUCCUUUCAGAUUCCCAAGGGCCCAGGGAUGUGGGGUGAGUGAUUGGUUUGGAAUAGGGCCUCAGGUAGGUAGUUUGAAGAAGUGGGGAAAGCAGAGACAUUGUCCUCGGAUGCUUGACUGAACGGAAUGAAUGCAGCCGCAACAUCUUUUGAGCUCCAACUGACUGCCCCGUAUCCCUGCCUCCUAGCAGGAACAUGUGGGAUGCUUACCUCUGGAUUUUUACUUUGAAUAAACAAAACUGUCUGAAUGCCAGAACUUUUUGAUGAAAAUAUUGUUGGUAAUUCCUACAAUAAACCAUGCAUUUAUCUUUUUA